GCGCGCCGCAUUGCAUUUUGGGAGAAUCAAGAUGGUCUUAAAUCGCCAAGAUGGCGAUGAGUCUAAGGAGAUAUAGUUUGGUGUUUGCAUGCAGUUUUUUCUAAAAGUUAACUGAGUGCACGUUAAUUGUCAUCAUGGGUAGAAACUAGAAGUAUCUAAGUUUAAGUUCAACCAGGGCAAGGACCCUCAGUGGCCGUCUGAACAAGCCCUUGUGCUCUUUUUUCGCGGCGUUCAGUGUGUGCUUAGCCUGUCAACAACCAUGAACAAGCUCUCAUUUCGGGCCAGGGCCCUCGAUGCCUCGAAGCCCAUGCCCAUUUACAUGUCGGAGGAAUUGCCCGAUCUUCCGGAGUAUUCGGCAAUCAAUCGAGCAGUCCCCCAAAUGCCGAGUGGGAUGGAAAAAGAGGAAGAAUGUGAACAUCAUCUUCAGAGAGCAAUAUGUACAGGCAUCAUUAUACCCACACCUGAAGUUAUUGACAUUGUUGAGAGCACAACCUUUGAAUCGUUAUACCCGGCCGACUACAAAAUGCCAAAGCAACUUAUACACAUGCAACCAUUCCUUAUUGAUCAAGAAGUCCCGGAAUAUGACAUGGAUUCAGAGGAUGAGGCGUGGAUUAAAGAGCAGCAGUCCAAGAAGAUGGACAUAUCUCCUGAUAAAUUUGAGGAGAUGAUGGACCGUCUCGAAAAGGGCUGUGGCCAGACCGUUUUGGAACUGAAUGAGGCUAAAACAUUGCUCAAGGAGGAUGAUGACCUCAUUGUAGCUGUUUACGACUACUGGUUGACAAAACGUCUAAACACAGCCCAUCCUUUGAUACCUCAAGUCAAAACGGAGACUAGAUUGCCAGGUGCAGCGACCAACAAUCCUUACCUGGCGUUUAGGCGACGCACCGAAAAGAUGCAAACUCGAAAGAAUCGUAAAAAUGAUGAGGCCUCGUAUGAGAAGAUGCUUAAGUUGAGGCGGGAUCUGUAUCGUGCAAUUUCGCUCCUUGAGCUCAUCAAACGAAGGGAAAAGUACAAACGCGAAAACCUGCAUCUUGCCAUUGAAAUUUAUGAAAAGAGAUACCAAGCGCAAGAUUUCUCCGGAACUAUUGUGAACGAAUUAAGUGCAGUUAAACCACCAAGACCGGCGUAUACUCCAAUAUACAACCACUUAAAUCACAAUUGGGUGCAUAAAAUGCCGCCUCCUAAAGUAAGCCCCGUUGCUGCUAAGGAGGACAUUGCACGGAGAGAAAAGAGACAGUAUAAAAAGCGGAAGCAUCGAUCGGGGCAGAGUUCAUCGAAUAGUAAUCGUGGCGGGGCUCUUUUGGAAAGCUCAACUCUUCCAGUCAGCUCUGAGGAUGAGGGUGUUGAGCCGCUUGGUGGCUUGGCUUCGGACACUGAAGAUGACGCAGACUCCGAUGGACCUUACGCUUUCAAGCGGAAAAAGAACUGCGACAGUUUUCUUGCUCCAAAACCUCUUGCACAUGGUAACUGGCCAUGGGCAAGUAAGGAGGAUGGAGGAGACGGAGAUGUCAAAUAUAGGUACACACUUGGUUCAAUACGACGGCCAUCGCCCAGGUGUGUUGGAUUUGUCAGGCGCAGAUUGGGCCGCGGCGGAAGAGUAAUAUUGGAUAGGGCGACCUCGUCGCUGGACGACUAUUGGUCCACCCUAGACUUCACAAUUUUGGACUCUUCUGCGCCGAAAACGCCAGUAGCAGUUGAGACUGCGCCAGCUGCUGUUGCUGUCACUCCCGCCUCGCCAGGGCCUUCAGCACUACCUCCGACAUCUACGCCUGCGUCCGUGUCAACUUCUCCUUCCAAACCGUCUACAUCGACAGCUCCACCGCUUCCUUCCCCACCUGCCAACAAAUCGGAUCCGGAGCUGCUGGCCGACCUGACUGCUGACUGGCUCCACUUUUGUCCUGUUUACGAAGGUGGAGACGAGUUCAGUGACUGCCAAUUGCCGUUCGAAGAGUUGGACGUGGAGGAUACGGACUUUGAAAUGGCGCCCUCGCAAGAGCCCAGUGCGGACUUGGAUUUUUCAGAACUGUCGUCUUCGAAGUUCUCAGUGAUCGAUGCUUCAAGUUAUGUUCCUCCCAAACCUGUAUCACCCAUUCCAUCGACUUCAUCUGUUGUUUUACCUCCGCCGCCUGUCCCACCGCCACUUAAGACUCAACGACUGGCCCUCAAGGAUCGAAUUUACCAGUUGCAAAAUAACAGAGGCACAACUCCGAACGGGCCUCACAGUGUUAAAGCAGCAACUGGAAUUCCUCAGCCAAACAACUCGGGCAGUCCAGCAGCGGUCACAGCACUUUCACCCCUCACCCCUUCGUGGACCUCGGAUGCCCCCACCUCUUCACGACUGACAAAGCCGGUUCAGCCAUCAUCCACUGCAGAACCGGCACUCCCUGGAGAAGGUGGGGCUGAAAUGAAGAAGGAAUCACAUAUUCCCGAUGAACAGUCUGUUGAGGCGAUUUUAAGACAUGUCAUGGAGGUCACAUGAUAGUAGCCCCCGAAAGCAAAAUUAUUACCAGUAAACUCCUGCAGGCUUUUUGAUGUCAACAUUGAAAGAGGCUUGAGAAACACUGCUCUAGAACUGGUGCCGGCCUCUAUUUCUGACUACGAAUUCAAAUAAGCUUUAAGACAGUUACAAGAUGUAUAAAAACAAACAAAAAAUAAUUAACUUUCUGUGAUAAUGUAUAGUGUAAGCCUGGAGAUCUUUGCCACCAAACCAUGAUAUAUCUUUGUUGUCUUUUAUGUUCUUGUACUAGACCUUGUGUGCAUUUAUAAUUGCAGUAGUCAAAAUUUUUUAAAUUAUAUCAAUCUCAAUGUUUUAACCCACUGUACUCUCCAUGAUGAUAAUGUCAAAUAGUGGGUAUUGAAAUAGCCCUCCAUGUGGGUAAAUUGUAAAACAUGUAUGUCUCACACAUGAUAUUCUCGUGUAUACAAGUAACUAAAACUAAAAAAAAAUGGCUCAUAAUUACACACAGUAGAAUUCCUGCAGGAGAGUCCUUGUUUUUUUGUGUAACAAACAUUCUGAAAUCAUCCUAUUUUGAUCUGGUGCUACUAAAUUGACAACAUGAAAUGAAUCGGGCGCCGCCACUUCAACUGUUAAACGUGAGAAGACUUCAGUCAGUGAAAAUGGGAGCGAAUAUGUGCUUUUUUAUAAAUGAAUUUAAACGGACUGUAAAUAUUGUGUAUUGAAACGAAAGAAUGUGGAGUUAACUUUCGGUUGUAACAUAAAUGCUUUUUAAGUGAAUAGAAAUUUCAAAAAGUCUUCAAUGUG
This is a messenger RNA of Neocloeon triangulifer, 3262 nucleotides long. RefSeq names its product enhancer of polycomb homolog 1 (gene E(Pc)). Gene Ontology annotation, cellular component: piccolo histone acetyltransferase complex. The transcript has 11 exons. Bases 260 to 2479 code for a protein of 739 amino acids. The record is from RefSeq and is a predicted model, not a curated record. Gene Ontology annotation, biological process: regulation of transcription by RNA polymerase II. NCBI's taxonomy places the organism in Eukaryota, Metazoa, Arthropoda, Insecta, Ephemeroptera, Baetidae.